AUGGCAGGUCAAUCUGAGAAGAAACGUUUAAAAAAGGCUAGUUCAUUUAUUAUUUAUGCCUCAGCAUUUUUUAGCAUUUUUUCCCUUGUUUAUAUUAUCUUUUUAUAUUUUUUCAGAUAUAAUUUAAUUACAAAAUAUAUUUUUGCCUUACACUGUUUAUUAUUUUUUUGUUAUUAUUAUUGUAUAAAAAGUAUACACUAUGGAUUAACGAAUGGAAUGAAUUAUACGUAUUACACCGAUGUUUUAAUUCUGUCCUUUUGUAUAAAUAUAGGACUAUUUUUUUCAUUUAAGUUUUUUUACAUAUAUAUAAUUAUACCAUUAUAUGCGGCUUAUCAAAUUAUUAGUUUUAUUUUCAAAUACUUCUUGAGCUCACCAUUUGGAUCUGCGCAACCAUCCAAAAGAAUGGAAAAAAUGGAAAAGAAUAAGAACAAGGUUGUAUAUAAAACAGUUCAUUAA
Molecule: messenger RNA, 456 nt
Organism: Plasmodium adleri (nom. inval.)
Lineage: Eukaryota; Apicomplexa; Aconoidasida; Haemosporida; Plasmodiidae
Product: conserved protein, unknown function
Exons: 4
Coding region: 1-456 (151 amino acids)
Biological process (GO): vacuolar protein processing
Cellular component (GO): intracellular membrane-bounded organelle
Source: RefSeq, a predicted model, not a curated record